Molecule: messenger RNA, 3675 nt
Organism: Scatophagus argus
Lineage: Eukaryota; Metazoa; Chordata; Actinopteri; Scatophagidae
Product: C-terminal-binding protein 2
Exons: 11
Coding region: 540-1997 (485 amino acids)
Molecular function (GO): transcription corepressor activity; oxidoreductase activity, acting on the CH-OH group of donors, NAD or NADP as acceptor; NAD binding
Source: RefSeq, a predicted model, not a curated record
UGUGACUACAGCCAAAGAGAAGGGGGGGAGAGAGAGGGAAAAAAUAAAGCAGUGAAACAGUUAGACACCUACUCGGCGCUUACGCUCGGCCGUAUUUUAAUAAACAAGGACGCGUACAACACACUGUAGCCUGUUCCUUGUCGGCUUGUCACUCCUCUCUGCCCGGCCGUGUCUUCUUCCCAUCCGCUGAAAAGAAGCCGUGGUGGGUUUUUUUUUUGUAGCGAGCGGAGGAUUAACAAGGUGGAAUCAGAAUUACUCCAAAUCUUCACAUGAAACAUUUCCCACCAAAGCGGAUGAUGCUGCUGCUGCCGCCGCCGACGUGUGCCUAAAAGAAGUCGGCUUCACAACUUGGCGAUUUGACAUCAUUCACUCCAGGUGUAUGUGCCGAGGCGGUAUGCCCCGGGGAAUAGUGCUGACAGUGCACUAGGAGUCUGAACCUUGUCAGUGUUUGUGGCUGAGGAGGAGAGGUACCGUGCCGAGCCGUGCCGAGCCGAGCCGAGCCGAGCCGAGCCGUCCUGUGCCGUGCUGUGUUUGACGCCAUGUCCCUGACUGACAAACACAAAGUGAAGAGGCAGCGACUGGACCGGAUCUGCGAAGCACCACCCCCCAAAUCUCUGGGGACACACUACAGCAAGUAUGUCGCUCCCCGACCUCCCCGGUCCCUCCGGGAUGAUCCAUUCAUGCCAAGAGGGAUGCCGGCUGUAGGCCAUCGAAGGGGUAUUCGGCCCCAAAUCAUGAACGGGCCAAUGCAUCCGCGCCCCCUGGUGGCAUUGCUGGACGGGCGCGACUGCACAGUGGAGAUGCCCAUCCUGAAAGACUUGGCUACUGUUGCCUUCUGUGAUGCUCAGUCCACACAGGAGAUACAUGAGAAGGUGCUCAAUGAGGCAGUGGGAGCCAUGAUGUACCACACCAUCACCCUAACCAGAGAGGACCUGGAAAAGUUCAAAGCGUUACGCAUCAUCAUCCGCAUCGGCAGCGGCUACGACAACAUUGACAUCAAGGCUGCUGGAGAGCUGGGCAUCGCUGUGUGUAACAUUCCCUCAGCAGCUGUGGAGGAGACGGCAGACUCCACCCUGUGCCACAUCCUCAACCUUUACCGGCGAAACACCUGGCUGUACCAGGCUCUCCGGGAGGGCACGCGGGUCCAGAGCGUGGAGCAGAUCCGCGAGGUGGCAUCCGGCGCCGCCCGCAUCCGUGGCGAAACCCUGGGCCUCAUCGGCUUCGGUCGCUCAGGCCAGGCAGUGGCGGUGCGGGCCAAAGUUUUCGGGUUCAACGUCAUCUUCUACGACCCCUACCUGCAGGACGGCCUGGAGCGCUCACUGGGCGUCCAGCGUGUCUACACCCUGCAGGACCUGCUCUACCAGAGCGACUGCGUCUCCCUGCACUGCAACCUGAACGAACACAACCACCAUCUCAUCAACGACUUCACCAUCAAACAGAUGCGUCAGGGUGCGUUCCUGGUAAAUACCGCACGGGGAGGCCUGGUGGACGAAAAGGCCCUGGCCCAAGCGCUGAAGGAGGGAAGGAUACGUGGAGCCGCCUUGGACGUUCACGAGACAGAGCCCUUCACUUUUACUCAGGGCCCGCUGAAAGACGCUCCAAACGUGAUCUGCACACCACACACAGCCUGGUACAGCGAGCAGGCCUCUCUGGAGAUGAGGGAGGCAGCCGCCACCGAGAUCCGGAGAGCCAUCACCGGCCGUAUCCCAGACAGCCUAAGAAACUGCGUCAACAAGGAGUUCUUCGUCACCACGGCACCCUGGGCAGUAAUGGAUCAACCAGGCGUCCACCCUGAGCUCAAUGGCGCCGCCUACAGAUACCCACCGGGUGUAGUUGGAGUGGCUCCAGGCGGCAUUCCAGGGGCGUUAGAGGGCAUGGUGCCAGGUGGGGUGCCCAUCGCCCACUCCCUGCCCUCUGGUACACACCCCUCCCAGGCCCCAUCGCCCAACCAGCCCUCCAAACACGGCGAGACCAGAGAGCACCUCACCGAGCAAUAGCAGCAGAAGGGAUACAAACAGUAACAUCUCAUCCGACCCGUCGACACUCAGAACCAACCAAUCACAAAGCAACUAACCAACUGGGACCAAGAGACAGUGAAACAACACAAGUGGCUGCCUGUUAAAUCAGUCAGCGACUGGGAACAAAAGAAGUGUUCCGGGGGAAUUUGUACUUUUAAUGUUUUAGUUUUUACUCUCUGUCUCUUCGGGCUCAAUACCGACUCUACUCUUUGAUGAUUUUUUUUUUUGUUUGUUUGUUUGUUUUUCUUCGGGACAUGCCUAUGAUUGUGGACACAGAGUCCAGUGUUUUUAGCGCUCCGGGAUAAACCAAUGAGACUCUGUCCCGCCCCCUCCCCCCUCCCCCCUUUACACCUCAGAGCUCAUGUGAAAUGUAGGCCCACAUCUCAACACACCUAUGGGCGAACAAGCGAAAAAAAACUUUGGCAUCAUGUGCUACUGGACCUUAACCCCCCUCACCCACCAGAACCACACCCACCCAACCAACUUCAUCCCUGAUCCUCCCCACCCUCCUUAUGUAAUUAAUGUGUGUUGUUUAGGCCCCUCAUUACACCUCAGAAGAGAAUUAUUAAUUUUUUUUUUCCUUUUGAUCUUUAGUGUGAAUGACUAAGAAUGAAUUAUUGACUUAUAUAUAUUUAUCAUUCGUCAAAUAAAAAGGAAAAGAUUGCUCAUCAGUUAUAGUAAUCUAGAGUGGGUUUUAACCCUUUCCUGGCAAUAAUACAUACAGUAUGACGGCUGUCACAGUUGCAGUUACGGGAUCUCACCACUUGAUGGCACUUCUACACAGUGUGAGGGAUUUCCACCGCGACACUAAACAAAACAUUCACUUCACAUUCGAUUGUAGCAGAAUUUUGAAAAUAUAUGGAUUUACAGAGAGCAGCCAUCAAAGUACUGAACUUUUCUUCAAAGCUGUUAAGAGAUGGAGAUGUGUCAGUGUGACUGAGAGCUGUGAAGAAGAAACACUUUUUAUAAUCCUCAAAAAAAAGAAAUAAUGAAGUUGGUGCGGUCGCAUCCGAUUCCUCUGUUGACAAACGGACAUUUCUGAUGACAGCCAACAGACGGCCGAUCUCAUCUUUGUGGCAGCAGCGCACAUAUUGUGACCACCUCUCUGCAUCCUCGCUUGUAUGAACACGUUUCACACUAAAGACAGGAAAGGGUUAAAUCAAACUUCAUUUCUUAAUGACUCAGGAAAACACUUUUUUGAAGAUAGUUUAUUCCCAGAAUUUUGUCUUUGAGAAAAAAAGAUAAGACUAAACUGGUUAGUCUGGAUAUUUUCUCUCCUCCCUCGUCCUCUCCAUUGUGGUAUUUUUAUAUACAAGGCGCAUCCCACGUUUUUGGUGUUACAGAGUUUUGAAGAGUCUUGUUAGAUUUGUAUUGCCUAGUUAAAUGUUCCUAUAACCAUAGUCCUAUGUGAUCCAUCCUCUCUCUUCUCUCCUUCUUAUAUUUUCUUUGUUCUAUUGAAGGCCAGGUUCUUUGGGGCAUCCUGUACUCUGUAAGAGCAAUAGCAGAAACUCCUACUUAGUGUCCCAACAAUAGCAGAAGAGGCAGCCAGCAGUAUGUUUUUGUUUUUAGUGUGAGUAUUUGUAUUUGUUUCUUGUACAAGGUGAACAUUUAGCAUUCAGUGCAGUUCAAAUAAAAGAUACGAUUCGAUACGAGAACA